Messenger RNA from Sitodiplosis mosellana (orange wheat blossom midge), 3943 nucleotides. Its product is annotated as putative alpha-L-fucosidase. The coding region runs from base 2136 to 3563 and encodes 475 amino acids. The record is from RefSeq and is a predicted model, not a curated record. Gene Ontology annotation, biological process: fucose metabolic process; glycoside catabolic process. Gene Ontology annotation, cellular component: lysosome. The transcript has 9 exons. Lineage: Eukaryota; Metazoa; Arthropoda; Insecta; Diptera; Cecidomyiidae. Gene Ontology annotation, molecular function: alpha-L-fucosidase activity.
GUCGUUUACAAACGACGAUACAAGCGAUACACACAAAGACAUUGUGUCGACACACGAAGAGUGUUCGAAGAAAGAAGUGAGCGAAACAUGUGCAUGCACGCUCCGCGCAGCGCAUCGUUAGUGUGAAGAGUAUAACGAAAAAACAGUGACUCUGUGUGUGCAGAAUCGCUAUUGUGUAUUUAUGCGUUUCGUUGAUCACAACGCGCGAAAAAUAUUAGAUAUUUUUGGACUCUGAACAUUGAACGCCGAACGCAACGCGUAAAAAAAAAAUGUUAUUUUUAUGCGAUAUUUUUAUGCGAUAUGAAUAAAAAUAUCCCAUGGUAAUCUCUGCUUUCGAUACAUACUGUGGUUUCAUUUUUUUCCCUAAAGCGUUGGAAAGGUGUAAUGAGGGCGAUUAUUAGCAGAAAAAACUAGAGUGAAGAACUUUGUUUAUUCUGCUUGUUCUUGUUAUUUUUCUGGAUGACAUCUGUUUCUAUAAAUUAUUUGGUUGUUAUCACAAAAUAACAAAAUUCAAGUCAAAAUGAUUGUUUCUGUUUGCAUUCUUGCAUAAAAACACCGUUUUUUCUUCAACCAUUGAGUUUUACUAUUGAUAACUGAGAUGCAUGAUUUCGACAUAUUUAUAACAUUUCUGGGAGUUUUGAAUAUUAAACAAAUGUGAAAACCAAAUAAAAACUGACAACUUCGAUUACUGUCUGAAUAUAUGGCAUUUUUAUCAGUAUUAGAGUUUAGCCUGCAAAGAGGUCACACAUGUUCUGUUUUUUGUAUCGAAUGAACAAACUCAAUUCUCGUGCCGAAAGCAAACACAUAACAUGGGAAAUAAAUUUAAAAAAAACAGUUCGGGGCGAUGUAAAAAUUACUUAGAAGAAUGCAAAAUAGACAAAUUGAAAUCUCUCUAAUUAUUUUUUUUUUUAAAUUGAUACCACAAGUUUUGUGUUCAUUUUCGGCACGAAAAUUGAGUAUGGAAAAGUUUUUUUUAUUUUAUAUCAGCUAUUUUGUAAUAGAAUUUGGCAAUAGAAUUAACAGUCAGUCUAUGUUCUUUCACAUAUUUGAUUAUCAAUGCGAUAAAUUUAAAAACUCAAUAAACAGUUCACUUUUCCGCAAAUAAAUUCAUUUUAUUUUAUAACAGCCUUUCUGAUCAUGAAAAUAGUAAACAGUACUUAGUACCUGGGGACUAAGUGCAAUGUGUCCUACUUUUAACGGUCGAACUAACACAGACGCGUGGUUGUUACAGCAAACUAUGUCCAUGAUUCUCUAAUUCUCCAACCAGUCUCCAGGUGCCAAUUUAUUUCUCUUGUUUGACGUGUUCUAUCUGUUUGUACAGACGAUCAGAGAGGCUGAUUUUAUAAAAAGGCUUAGUGAAUUGCUGGCAUCAUAUAAUGUCAUUGAUAUCAAGAUUUGCUAUAUGUCGAAGUUUAGCGCUAACUUGGGGAUGAAAUCGAGGCAAUUUGAAAAAAAAAUCGUUUCUUAGUGAAUUGUCGAGGCGAGUUUGACUUAUUUCAAAGCACUAGGGCGCUGUCGUCACUCGUGCCUACUAUCGCCGGUUAUGAUUAAAAUCGCAUCUGUAUUGACAUUGCAAAAAAGGGUGACACUGAAAAUGUUCAAUAAAUAGAACCACACUUCGUUAUAGGUUCUCAGUUAGAAUUAUCGCUCGGUUCGAGUUAGUCGUAUUACCAUUGAUCGGAAUAGACGUUAAGUUGGCAAAAUUCAAAUCUCUUUUAAUCAAAAUUGAUUCUUUAGCUGGUGAACAAUUGUUGACGGAAAAACCAUACAAUUUUUUUGGUUUUUAAAAUCAAAUUUAAUGCUGAUACUCAGAGAUUUUUAAAUUUUACAUACGAUUUUCUGAAUGUUUUUAAAAAUUUCCAACAAUCAGUUGAAAAUAGUGUAGAGUGAGUAAGACACUGUACCACCCUGUAGCCUUUAGCCAUUAAACUUGCUGUUUCAUUCGAACUGAUUAGAUAAUGAAGGUUUUGUCUAUAAACAAUUUUGUAUAAACUUCAAUGAGCUACUGCACAUUCGGCAAUUUGCUUGUUGUAUAUAUAGUUCAGUUAACUGGUGCGUUCGGUGUGAUCAACAUUUGAGCAUUGUCAAGUGAUAAAAUAAGAGAGAAAUAGAAGAAAGCAAAAAAAAAAACUACGAUGACAAAAAAUCUGGUUUGGUUUUUUGCUUAUUUGGCGGCAUUUGUGAUCAACUGUGUUGUGAGUCAAGUGGUAGUUAGUCGAACGGAAUACCAACCGACAUGGGAUUCACUAGAUACACGACCAUUACCGAAAUGGUAUGACCAGGCAAAAGUUGGCAUUUUUCUGCAUUGGGGCGUCUACUCUGUACCAACAUUUGGAUCUGAAUGGUUUUGGACGAAUUGGCGUAGUGAACGCAUUCCGUCUUAUGUGGACUACAUGACAAAGAACUUCAAACCGGGUUUUACUUACCAGGAGUUUGCGCCACAAUUUACUGCCGAACACUUUGAUCCCAACUAUUGGGCGACUCUAUUUGAACAAAGUGGAGCCAAAUAUGUGGUCUUGACGAGCAAACAUCACGAUGGAUACGCUCUUUGGCCAUCGAAAUACUCAUUCAGCUGGAAUUCAGUGGACGUUGGACCGCAUCGUGAUAUCAUUUCCGAUCUUGCCACUGCAAUUCGAAAUAAAACAUCACUCAAAUUCGGUCUCUACCAUAGUCUGUUUGAGUGGUUCAAUCCAAUGUAUUUAAGUGAUAAACAAAAGACAUUCAAUGAUAAUCUGUUUGUUGUGAACAAAGUAAUCCCUGAAAUGUUGGAGCUUAUAAAUACAUAUAAGCCAGAGGUGCUUUGGUCGGAUGGUGAUUGGGAAGCAAAGUACGAUUACUGGAAUGCAACGAGUUUCAUUGCAUGGUUGUACAAUGAGAGUCCAGUGCGCGACACAAUCGUUACAAAUGAUAGAUGGGGUAUUGGGACACUUUGUAAACACGGUGAUUUUAUUACAUGCUCAGAUCACUACAAUCCAGGCACACUGCAGAAGAAAAAAUAUGAAAAUGCCUUCACGAUCGAUAAAUUUAGCUGGGGAUAUCGGGCGAAUGCGCGACUUGAAGAUUUUAUGACCCAGGAACAAUUAAUCAAAGAAAUUGUGGUCACCGUAAGUACCGGUGGAAAUGUCCUGGUGAAUGUUGGCCCAACACAAAAUGGCUUGAUACAGCCGAUAUUCGUUGAACGUUUACUCCAAAUGGGAAGCUGGCUGAAGAUAAACGGCGAAGCGAUUUAUGAAAGUCAUCCGUGGAUUUAUCAAAAUGACACAAAAACACCGGAUGUUUGGUACACAAGCAAAUCAGCAGAUGCAGACCGUACGAUUGUGUAUGCGACUGUGUUGAAGUAUCCUUAUGAAUACGGUGAAAUAAGUCUUUACUCACUUGGUAGCCAAUCUGAGGUAGCUGAAGUUCGAAUGCUUGGUUUUCCUGGCGAGCUUGAAUGGUCUGGAUCAAAUGAAGCAAUGACUAUCCGAUUUCCGGAUAAAGCACAAAUUGAUAAAUUGGGUCUUCAUUCGGCAUGGACGAUUGCAAUUAAUAUACCGAGAAAAAUCUCAAACGAUUUGAUAUAAAUUCAAAAGACAGCGAAAAAAUUGCAUGAAAAACCUCUUUUAUGUCACAAACAAAGUACUUCUUCUGUCUGAGUGGAAAUGAUACGUUUUUCAGGAAAAAUAAAUUUUAUUCAAGAGAUAACACUCCUCAUUUUUUACGAAUGAUUGUGAAAGAAAAUUCAAUGUGGAACCAAAAUAGACUUUUGACUCGGAAAAAAAAAUUAAGAUGAAAUCGAUCGAUAAAAGACAGUCAAUUCUAAGAAAAAUUCAAACGUCAUUUCGACCGUUCUUCUUUUCCAUAUUGUUAUUUGCUUUAAUUGAAUUGUGUAUUUGCAAGAGUCUCCCAAUUUCUUUCAUUAAGGGGUUAAAAUUCGAACAAUAAACUUUUUUUUCAUCGAAAA